AUGCGCAAUCACUUCCCGUCGGCGACCUAUGCGGAGCUCGUUGACGAUGACCACAACAUGCUCGUCCAGGCGAAAUAUCCACAACAACAACAACGCGAAUUUGUGGAUUACUUGCAGCGUGAGACGCUGGCUCUCAAGCAGGCUGUCGCACAUCAUCUGUCGCUCCCAUCAGAGGAGCUGUGUUCUGUUGAGCACUUGGAAGCGUGGACCGGCGGCUCCUUCAAUGUCUUGAUACCUGUUGUCGUCAACAACAGCUAUCGUGUCGCGGUCCGGUGCCCCUGGCCUCAUCACACGCAGUCGCUCACCUCUCCCAACAUGGCUGAUGAGAAGAUCCGUGAAGAGGCUGCUGCAUACGUGUGGAUGUCUAAGUACUGUCCCAGCGUACCCAUUCCUCAAUUAAUUGGCUUUGGUCUGUCAAAUGUGCGCUCCUUCACGCCUGUGGUGCGAUGCUCCUGGAUACGACGGACAUUCGAGUCCAUUCGAGAAAGGCUCCAUUGCGUCUUCUUUGACGUUCAGUACUGGCGACCGUUCGUGCUGUCGUCGAGCCCGGUCCACUUCAAGACCGGCUACCGCAUCACAAGCUUCAUAGAGCCUCGCCAAGGUAAAAUGCUGAUGGAGCGAUGGCCAUCUCACGACCCGGUCCACCGCCAGAACUUAUUUCGCUCUCUUUCCAAAAUCAUCCUUGACGUUGCUCGAGUACCUCAAACUCGGAUCGGCUCCUUUACGUUAAAUGCUGUCGAAGAUGAUGUUGACGCCGAAGGUCAACUAGCAACUGUCGUUGUAUGGAGAGCUAUUCGAUCUCACUUCACUGAUCCAAGUCUCCGAAGGGGCCCGUUUGCCAUGCAGCUUACAGACCUCAAUGAAGGUAACAUCUUCGUGGACAAUGAUUAUAACAUUACUGCGGUUGUCGACUUCGAAUGGACUUGUUCUCUGCCUCUUGAAAUGUUACAACCUCCGUUCUGGGUCAGUGGACACAUCCAGGACAGCUUUGUCGGAGCCACGGAAAAGAUAGCGAUCAACGAGAAGGUUUUCAUGCCAGCAUGCCACGAAUUCUUCGACAUUCUCAGCCAGGAACAAGCUUCCCGUCAUCCUUUGCAAAAGCCUGCCUUUGACGUUGCAAAUGUCGCGAGGGUGGCCUUCGAGAAGAAAUCACACUGGUACUUUGCAGGUCUCAGAUAUCCUCGUGUUGCGUACAGCUUCUUGCUUGGUCACAUACAACCACUUUUCGCGGCCUCGGCUGGUUUCCCUGGGCAAGUAGAGAUUGCGCCUUAUUACACGAAAAACGUCUCUCUAUUCAUCGAUCAGAAAGUGAGGGAAAAGGCUGAGUACGACGAAGCGCUCCGCAGGAUGGUCAUGUAG
Messenger RNA from Aureobasidium subglaciale EXF-2481, 1359 nucleotides. RefSeq lists its product as uncharacterized. Bases 1 to 1359 code for a protein of 452 amino acids. The transcript is spliced from 2 exons. The record is from RefSeq and is a predicted model, not a curated record. Lineage: Eukaryota; Fungi; Ascomycota; Dothideomycetes; Dothideales; Saccotheciaceae.